AUGCCACUGACGGCGGCCGAAAUCAUCGCCCACCCGGCCUUUGAUACCGUCGAAUGGCACCUCGAACCCGCGAGGUCCGGGUACUGCGAUGUGGCCAGGGCGAGGCACGGUGGGCCGUUCAAGCUGUACUGGGAGAUUCAUGGCCAGGGGGAUAUUAAGCUGGUGUGGAUCAUGGGCCUCGCCGCCUACCGCACAGCCUGGAAGCGACAGACCAAGUACUUUGGACAUGACCGGUCGGACAAGUACUCGUGCUUGGUGUUUGACAACCGCGGAAUGGGUCUCAGCGACAAGCCUUCGUGUCGAUAUUCCACGUCCGAGAUGGCCCGCGAUGUGAUUGACAUGCUCGAACACGUGGGCUGGUUAUCACCCUCCUCGACUACAUCUCCCCAUCACGUCGCACGGGCACAUGCACACGCACACGAACCAGCGAAAACGAUGGACACCGUCCCGCCUCCCAAACGAGACCUACACUUCAUCGGCGUCAGUAUGGGCGGGAUGAUUUCGCAAGAAGUGUCGCUGCUGAUCCCCCACCACGUGGCUUCGCUCUCGCUGAUAUCGACGGCGCCGCGCCUCGUGCGCACCGUGCCCUUUAUCCAGAACCUGCGGCAGCGGAUCAACAUGUUCAUCCCGCGCGACAUUGACGUGCAGCUGGACGAGAUCGCGCACCGCCUCUUCUCGGACGAGUUCCUGGCCCUGCCGGAUACGGAGUACCCGGACGACCCGACGCGCAAUUUUCCGACGAACCGCGACCGCUUUGCCGCCGGCGAGCUGCAGAAGCGCAUGGACCGCCACGGUUUCACCAAGAAGGGCUUCGUGCUCCAGGCUAUCGCUGCAGGGUGGCAUCACAAGUCGGCCCAGCAGAUCCGCGCCCUGGGCGACGUGGUUGGUCGAAGUAGGAUCGCUGUCGUCCACGGCACUAGCGACCGCAUGAUCGAUUUCCAUCACUUUGAAUUGUUGCGCGCCGAGUUGUCCCUCGAAGAAGAAGUGGGCGCCAACACUGAUGGCUCAGAAUCUUCUUCGGGACCUGGAUCCUGUACAUUCAAGGUCUGGGAAGGCAAAGGCCACGUCCUGGUCUGGGAGGUCGAAGACGAAUUCAAUCGCUUUCUGGAGCACCACUUCGACACGUGCGCCAAUAUCGAGGGAUAG
This is a messenger RNA of Fonsecaea nubica, 1146 nucleotides long. RefSeq lists its product as hypothetical. The record is from RefSeq and is a predicted model, not a curated record. NCBI's taxonomy places the organism in Eukaryota, Fungi, Ascomycota, Eurotiomycetes, Chaetothyriales, Herpotrichiellaceae. The transcript has 2 exons. The coding region runs from base 1 to 1146 and encodes 381 amino acids.